Messenger RNA from Lactuca virosa, 5619 nucleotides. The record is from the annotation of a GenBank genome assembly. Lineage: Eukaryota; Viridiplantae; Streptophyta; Magnoliopsida; Asterales; Asteraceae.
AUGUUAAUGGUUAGAAGAUAUCCAGUGAUUAAUCAUUGGACGUUAGAUCAGAUGAAAGUGAGGGAAAUAAAGGGAAUUGCAAACGGAGGUUUUGGAACACCAUCUGCUACAUUGAAGAGUGUUGAUGAAGUUGAUAGAGGAUCAAUUUUAGAGUUUCAUUCAGAAAUUAAGUGGUGCUUAAUAGACAUGUCUAAGAAAGUGGAUAAAGCUUUUAAAAAGCAUGGAAAUAUGAAAAUAAUAGAGUUCUAUGGAUUGAAGGUGAAAGAGUUAUGUUCUGCAUAUAAAGCUUUUUGUCAUAGUAACUCUAAAUCUGAAUCAACUUUUGAGUCAUAUGACAAAAGCAGUAGUUGUGAUGAUAAGUUCUCGGACAUUGGAGAUUUUGGUCAGCUAUUAAGAACAGUGAGAAGUCAAACGUUACCUCCAGUGCUUAGGUCUCCAUUUGUUGUACGAGCUGUUGAGAUUGAUAGUAAUUUGACGAAGGAGGAGAAUAUCAAAUCGAAUUGGGUAUUUAGCUUAUGUGGAAAUCCAACGGACAAUCUUUUUCAUAGCAUAAAUGGUCAACGUGGGGAAAGAUACAUGUUUGAGAGCUUAUAUCCUGGAGAAUAUCUUUUUUCUGGGACUAUUGAUUGUUUUGUUGAAGUGUUAAACUAUGAUGAGAGAGUAAGGAAUUUGGACACUCCGGCAUGUUUCUUCUUCAAGAGAGCAGUAUUGUUGCUAUAUGUUGAUAGGAUUCAAUGUAAGCAAAUGUUAAUGGUUAGAAGAUAUCCAGUGAUUAAUCAUUGGAAGUUAGAUCAGAUGAAAGUGAGGGAAAUAAAGGGAAUUGCAAACGGAGGUUUUGGAACACCAUCUGCUACAUUGAAGAGUGUUGAUGAAGUUGAUAGAGGAUCAAUUUUAGAGUUUCAUUCAGAAAUUAAGUGGUGCUUAAUAGACAUGUCUAAGAAAGUGGAUAAAGCUUUUAAAAAGCAUGGAAAUCUGAAAAUAAUAGAGUUCUAUGGAUUGAAGGUGAAAGAGUUAUGUUCUGCAUAUAAAGCUUUUUGUCAUAGUAACUCUAAAUCUGAAUCAACUUUUGAGUCAUAUGACAAAAGCAGUAGUUGUGAUGAUAAGUUCUCGGACAUUGGAGAUUUUGUGUUAAACUAUGAUAAGAGAGUAAGGAAUUUGGACACUCCGGCAUGUUUCUUCUUCAAGAGAGCAGUAUUGAUGGUUAUUAAAACUAAGGUUUCUUCUAUUUUGGUUACAAGGGAAGAUGUUAAUAGGGUGUUAGGUUUGCCUAUGGGAGUUGAUCAGUUAAAUAGUGUUGAUGAGUUUCAUUCAGAAAUUAAGUGGUGCUUAAUAGACAUGUCUAAGAAAGUGGAUAAAGCUUUUAAAAAGCAUGGAAAUCUGAAAAUAAUAGAGUUCUAUGGAUUGAAGGUGAAAGAGUUAUGUUCUGCAUAUAAAGCUUUUUGUCAUAGUAACUCUAAAUCUGAAUCAACUUUUGAGUCAUAUGACAAAAGCAGUAGUUGUGAUGAUAAGUUCUCGGACAUUGGAGAUUUUGGAAUUGAGGAUGACAUCUAUACUUCAAGAAAAGUCAAUACAUGUGUUGAUAGUUAUGCUAUUAAGAAUUCUGUUUCUGUUGGAAAAUGUUCUUCUUCAGUCAAAGGAAAUGUAAUUAAUUCUCAUGAUAUAAGUGAAAAUGUUAAAAUACUUAAGAAUGAUAUGAUUUCAUCGAGAUCAAGGAGAAGUCAAACGUUACCUCCAGUGCUUAGGUCUCCAUUUGUUGUACGAGCUGUUGAGAUUGAUAGUAAUUUGACGAAGGAGGAGAAUAUCAAAUCGAAUUGGGUAUUUAGCUUAUGUGGAAAUCCAACGGACAAUCUUUUUCAUAGCAUAAAUGGUCAACGUGGGGAAAGAUACAUGUUCGAGAGCUUAUAUCCUGGAGAAUAUCUUUUUUCUGGGACUAUUGAUUGUUUUGUUGAAGUGUUAAACUAUGAUGAGAGAGUAAGGAAUUUGGACACUCCGGCAUGUUUCUUCUUCAAGAGAGCAGUAUUGUUGCUAUAUGUUGAUAGGAUUCAAUGUAAGCAAAUGUUAAUGGUUAGAAGAUAUCCAGUGAUUAAUCAUUGGACGUUAGAUCAGAUGAAAGUGAGGGAAAUAAAGGGAAUUGCAAACGGAGGUUUUGGAACACCAUCUGCUACAUUGAAGAGUGUUGAUGAAGUUGAUAGAGGAUCAAUUUCAGAGUUUCAUUCAGAAAUUAAGUGGUGCUUAAUAGACAUGUCUAAGAAAGUGGAUAAAGCUUUUAAAAAGCAUGGAAAUCUGAAAAUAAUAGAGUUCUAUGGAUUGAAGGUGAAAGAGUUAUGUUCUGCAUAUAAAGCUUUUUGUCAUAGUAACUCUAAAUCUGAAUCAACUUUUGAGUCAUAUGACAAAAGCAGUAGUUGUGAUGAUAAGUUCUCGGACAUUGGAGAUUUUGGAAUUGAGGAUGACAUCUAUACUUCAAGAAAAGUCAAUACAUGUGUUGAUAGUUAUGCUAUUAAGAAUUCUGUUUCUGUUGGAAAAUGUUCUUCUUCAGUCAAAGGAAAUGUAAUUAAUUCUCAUGAUAUAAGUGAAAAUGUUAAAAUACUUAAGAAUGAUAUGAUUUCAUCGAGAUCAAGGAGAAGUCAAACGUUACCUCCAGUGCUUAGGUCUCCAUUUGUUGUACGAGCUGUUGAGAUUGAUAGUAAUUUGACGAAGGAGGAGAAUAUCAAAUCGAAUUGGGUAUUUAGCUUAUGUGGAAAUCCAACGGACAAUCUUUUUCAUAGCAUAAAUGGUCAACGUGGGGAAAGAUACAUGUUCGAGAGCUUAUAUCCUGGAGAAUAUCUUUUUUCUGGGACUAUUGAUUGUUUUGUUGAAGUGUUAAACUAUGAUGAGAGAGUAAGGAAUUUGGACACUCCGGCAUGUUUCUUCUUCAAGAGAGCAGUAUUGUUGCUAUAUGUUGAUAGGAUUCAAUGUAAGCAAAUGUUAAUGGUUAGAAGAUAUCCAGUGAUUAAUCAUUGGACGUUAGAUCAGAUGAAAGUGAGGGAAAUAAAGGGAAUUGCAAACGGAGGUUUUGGAACACCAUCUGCUACAUUGAAGAGUGUUGAUGAAGUUGAUAGAGGAUCAAUUUCAGAGUUUCAUUCAGAAAUUAAGUGGUGCUUAAUAGACAUGUCUAAGAAAGUGGAUAAAGCUUUUAAAAAGCAUGGAAAUCUGAAAAUAAUAGAGUUCUAUGGAUUGAAGGUGAAAGAGUUAUGUUCUGCAUAUAAAGCUUUUUGUCAUAGUAACUCUAAAUCUGAAUCAACUUUUGAGUCAUAUGACAAAAGCAGUAGUUGUGAUGAUAAGUUCUCGGACAUUGGAGAUUUUGGAAUUGAGGAUGACAUCUAUACUUCAAGAAAAGUCAAUACAUGUGUUGACAGUUAUGCUAUUAAGAAUUCUGUUUCUGUUGGAAAAUGUUCUUCUUCAGUCAAAGGAAAUGUAAUUAAUUCUCAUGAUAUAAGUGAAAAUGUUAAAAUACUUAAGAAUGAUAUGAUAUCAUCGAGACCAAGGAGAAGUCAAACGUUACCUCCAGUGCUUAGGUCUCCAUUUGUUGUACGAGCUGUUGAGAUUGAUAGUAAUUUGACGAAGGAGGAGAAUAUCAAAUCGAAUUGGAUGGUUAUUAAAACUAAGGUUUCUUCUAUUUUGGUUACAAGGGAAGAUGUUAAUAGGGUGUUAGGUUUGCCUAUGGUAGUUGAUCAGUUAAAUAGUGUUGAUUUGCUAUAUGUUGAUAGGAUUCAAUGUAAGCAAAUGUUAAUGGUUAGAAGAUAUCCAGUGAUUAAUCAUUGGACGUUAGAUCAGAUGAAAGUGAGGGAAAUAAAGGGAAUUGCAAACGGAGGUUUUGGAACACCAUCUGCUACAUUGAAGAGUGUUGAUGAAGUUGAUAGAGGAUCAAUUUUAGAGUUUCAUUCAGAAAUUAAGUGGUGCUUAAUAGACAUGUCUAAGAAAGUGGAUAAAGCUUUUAAGAAGCAUGGAAAUCUGAAAAUAAUAGAGUUCUAUGGAUUGAAGGUGAAAGAGUUAUGUUCUGCAUAUAAAGCUUUUUGUCAUAGUAACUCUAAAUCUGAAUCAACUUUUGAGUCAUAUGACAAAAGCAGUAGUUGUGAUGAUAAGUUCUCGGACAUUGGAGAUUUUGGAAUUGAGGAUGACAUCUAUACUUCAAGAAAAGUCAAUACAUGUGUUGAUAGUUAUGCUAUUAAGAAUUAUGUUUCUGUUGGAAAAUGUUCUUCUUCAGUCAAAGGAAAUGUAAUUAAUUCUCAUGAUAUAAGUGAAAAUGUUAAAAUACUUAAGAAUGAUAUGAUUUCAUCGAGAUCAAGGAGAAGUCAAACGUUACCUCCAGUGCUUAGGUCUCCAUUUGUUGUACGAGCUGUUGAGAUUGAUAGUAAUUUGACGAAGGAGGAGAAUAUCAAAUCGAAUUGGGUAUUUAGCUUAUGUGGAAAUCCAACGGACAAUCUUUUUCAUAGCAUAAAUGGUCAACGUGGGGAAAGAUACAUGUUCGAGAGCUUAUAUCCUGGAGAAUAUCUUUUUUCUGGGACUAUUGAUUGUUUUGUUGAAGUGUUAAACUAUGAUGAGAGAGUAAGGAAUUUGGACACUCCGGCAUGUUUCUUCUUCAAGAGAGCAGUAUUGUUGUUAUAUGUUGAUAGGAUUCAAUGUAAGCAAAUGUUAAUGGUUAGAAGAUAUCCAGUGAUUAAUCAUUGGACGUUAGAUCAGAUGAAAGUGAGGGAAAUAAAGGGAAUUGCAAACGGAGGUUUUGGAACACCAUCUGCUACAUUGAAGAGUGUUGAUGAAGUUGAUAGAGGAUCAAUUUUAGAGUUUCAUUCAGAAAUUAAGUGGUGCUUAAUAGACAUGUCUAAGAAAGUGGAUAAAGCUUUUAAAAAGCAUGGAAAUCUGAAAAUAAUAGAGUUCUAUGGAUUGAAGGUGAAAGAGUUAUGUUCUGCAUAUAAAGCUUUUUGUCAUAGUAACUCUAAAUCUGAAUCAACUUUUGAGUCAUAUGACAAAAGCAGUAGUUGUGAUGAUAAGUUCUCGGACAUUGGAGAUUUUGGAAUUGAGGAUGACAUCUAUACUUCAAGAAAAGUCAAUACAUAUGUUGAUAGUUAUGCUAUUAAGAAUUAUGUUUCUAUUGGAAAAUGUUCUUCUUCAGUCAAAGGAAAUGUAAUUAAUUCUCAUGAUAUAAGUGAAAAUGUUAAAAUACUUAAGAAUGAUAUGAUUUCAUCGAGACCAAGGAGAAGUCAAACGUUACCUCCAGUGCUUAGGUCUCUAUUUGUUGUACGAGCUGUUGAGAUUGAUAGUAAUUUGACGAAGGAGGAGAAUAUCAAAUCGAAUUGGGUAUUUAGCUUAUGUGGAAAUCCAACGGACAAUCUUUUUCAUAGCAUAAAUGGUCAACGUGGGGAAAGAUACAUGUUCGAGAGCUUAUAUCCUGGAGAAUAUCUUUUCUCUGGGACUAUUGAUUGUUUUGUUGAAGUGUUAAACUAUGAUGAGAGUGCAAGGAAUUUGGACACUCCGGCAUGUUUCUUCUUCAAGAGAGCAGUAUUGGAUUUUGCAUACAUGCAUAGUGAAGCAUGUAAAUUUGAUGAUGAGUACAACAAUUUUAAAGAAAAUGUUCACUACUAG